Molecule: messenger RNA, 20056 nt
Organism: Bombus terrestris (buff-tailed bumblebee)
Lineage: Eukaryota; Metazoa; Arthropoda; Insecta; Hymenoptera; Apidae
Gene: chinmo
Product: zinc finger protein chinmo
Exons: 6
Coding region: 5012-6550 (512 amino acids)
Biological process (GO): regulation of transcription by RNA polymerase II
Cellular component (GO): nucleus
Molecular function (GO): protein binding
Source: RefSeq, a predicted model, not a curated record
AAAUAUAACAUUUUUCUUAUUUAAAAAUUCAAUUACUUCAAUUUUUAUGGGAAAGAAGAUAUAAAACACCAACUGCAGAAUUCAGUAAAAGAAAGAAUAUUUUUUUAGAAAUGAUUGCCAUAGCCUACGUUUCGUGAACAAUCGCAAUCGUUCGAGCAUCGAGGCUGGAAAAGUGAGUAUGGAACGCGUGGAACUAUGGGUGAUUUCAAGGCCUCUGGCAUUUGUUAGUAUUACAAGGCAAACGCAGAGUUGCGAAACUUCACGUUGUUGAUAGCGUUGCUGCUGUUAUCAGAUUACUACGAUAUUAAAUACCAUGUGGUCACAAACGUAGAUCGAUAACAUUAUGCGCCCAUCUCUUUCGAAAACUUCGUAAUAAAAUGAAAAAAACACACACAGAUAAAAUAUGGAAUAUUCGUGCACUUUCGAACGAUGUUCGAGCGUCAAACGCGACUAAAUGCAGGUGCCCAGGUACUGAUAAUUUUCUCUAGAAUCGAGAAUUAAUCAUCCGUCUACUAAGUAGGUCAAUGACACAAUUACACAACCCGCUGGCUUAGCAGACUCGUGCGUGCAUUUAUGGCCUUUGUUGGAACAAACGCAACGCGUAUAAAUAUAACCGUAAAUUCGCGAUAUCUUCUGUUUUUUUGCCACGUCGAAGAAACAUUGAGAAUUGUUUGGUUUUAUUUCUGAUUUUUUCUUUUUUUCAAAAUUUUCAUGUAUCUUUGUUUAUUAAUUCUUCUUCUUAUACUUCACAUAUUUCUCUUUACAUUAAUAUUUCUGCGCUUAUUAAUGCUUUUGAUCAUUCGUUCAUUCGAGUUAUUUGGAAUUGUUUAAUUCAUUUUAUCGGUAAUUUUAUGUUGGUAAAAAUUUUGUAAGGAGGAGGAAAGAAAAACAUGACGAAUCUUACAAUAGUUGGAUAUAAGUUCACAAAUCGGUCGUUUAGAUUAAAUUGCAGUUUUUUCCUACGAUAAUGUAAAUUAUCUGUUCGCUUAUAUUCGCUGCUCGUAUUAUGAAAGCGUAGGAUUACUAGAAAUUACAUACAUGAAAACAUUUUAUCAUUUCGUUACAUUCGUAAAGAUGCUCUAUGUGUGUGAAUUAUACAAUUUUUUUUAUCGCCAAGCUAGGGGAAAUAAUAUGAAAUGACUGAUCAAGAUAAAGUACAUUAUCAGAAAAAAUUUUCCUCGCUGCGAAUGAAUGAUUUACAAAUUUAUGCUGACUUAGAAUAUCUUAUAUUCAUUCGGUAAAUACUUAUUUAAACUUAAUUAAACUAAAUAAUUUCAACCUGUUGUUACUGCUUUUGUUUUCAUCUUUUAUAUAUGGUUCCACAAUAAAUGAAACAAUUUUUCGAACCCACACGCGAAGGUCUAUCGAUCAUAAAGUUUUUGAGAAUUCGGAUUUGGCGAUAUAUUUAAAAUCUUUAGAAUAUCAUCCCUUAAAUUUUACAUUCGAUCAUACAGUGAUGCGUUUUCAUUGCUCGAAAAAUGUUAAUUUUAUAAAAAAAUUGACUUACACCACUAUGAUACUUAGCUCUUCGUAUAAAGCUACCGUAUUGAGGAUAUCGAUCACCGACAUGGAUCAAAAUCUCCAUAUUCUCUGCUUACCACGAUUACAUUGGCAAAUACAUAUUUCAGCACGAAUAUGAAAUAACAAAAAUUCAUGAAAAAUCGUUACAUGUUAUAUAUUCGCCUAAUGCAAAGCAUCCGCAUGCAGCCACGCGGGGUUGCACGGCAUACGUGGUCGCGGCUGCCGAUUUUUCGGUCGUGCGACGGAGUUUCAAAGCUCACGGCCAUUCCCACCACCCGUCGAUUUUCGCGCGCCCAAUUCUUCGUUCCCUUUCGUGUAUAUUCGUGCCCCCUCCCCUGCAUCCGCGCGUAUCGUCACGAUCGUGCAGCGAGCGGCGUGAGUACUUGGCUAUAAUAAGCGAAGGGAACAUGUGUGAAAACCGCGACCUUGGUCCCACGCGGCCAUUGGCCGGAACCAAAGGAAGCCGACUGCCGUGAUUGGCCGGUUCGUUCGAAACCAGACGCGACACCCGGUGCUCCGCAUGUGUACGAUCAUACGCGUGUACCGCGGAAUCUGGCGGCAAAAUUCAGACACAGAGGGGAACUAGCUUGUGCGUUCUGCAUUCGCGACCUUGUCAGGCCAUUGACCGUCGUUUUCGCCCCUUGGCUCUGCCUUUCUUUGUCGCUGUACAACCAGCAGCCUGUCGCGUUCCCAACGAAUCAACCUCUUUAUCUUUUCGCUCGUCUUCCAAUCGGACCACGAAAUACUGCGUGUUACUCAUGUUAUGUAUGUAUGGAUGUAUGUUCGAUGAGGUAUGUUGAGUAACGUGCACGCGAUGCACGUGGCUGAGAUGUUAUCGAUAUAGGGCUACGGCGAAAGAGCUUCUUUUCGUCACUUCUUGGAAUAGUUUUAUAGAUAUAUUUUAUAGAUGUAGUGUAUAGAUAUAUUUAUAGAUAAUCGUAGGCUUACAAGUGAUUUCAGCGAGGUAAAUUGUUCGAUUUCCGAAAGAUCGAAUGCUGAAUAUUUAAGCUAGUAUUAAGAAAUUUGUAACCAAAUUGAGUUGGUUGGUUUGGUUUCUAAAUAACCAUGGAUAUUCAUAUAAAUGUGAAGUAAGAGGUAAUUGAGCGGAAGACAUAUUUUUGUUCCAACUGUAUGUAGUUUUGCUUCUCGAUGACCUAACAUUAACGCUACGUAAUUCCAUGUGUACUCGAGUAACGACGCUUCUCGAGAUCGAUUUCUCAUUAUUUUUAACUGUACCAUUUGAUUUUACCAUUGCGUUGCUGUCAAUUGAUUAUUACGGGAAGCAAGGAACCGAAACUUUUCUAUACGUUCAGACAUUAAAUUCGCAUCAUUACAUUUACACGUAAUUUCUCUGUAUUUAUCGCACGUGUCAAACUGGCGCAGGAGUCGAACUAGGGUUAAUUCGUUUGAUUUAUGAUUUCUACGAAUCACGAGGUAGGACAUACUUUAAAUCGCCGCACGAUACCAACUAAUCUCAUACGUUGUAUUCUCCGCUACAAUUUUAUUUUUAAGAAACUAACAUUUUUUCAAAGUACACAUAACUCGUACAGUUACCAGAUUGCUAUCGUCAGUAGCAUUUUUUAAGUAUAAUAUAUUCACAUGUUUGUAUCGUAGAUUCCAUCGCGAAAUGAAUCAGAGAUUUGAACAAAAUCCGUGUCAUUUUCUAUGAAACAGCAACGGUGACAUUUAAUUUAUGGCGCUUCCGGGUUCUCCGUACAGUAUGUUAGACGUGCACAGAGUAAUAGAAUUAAGGUGUGCGAUGGUAGAGGGAACGAUGACCAUGGUAGGAAACUGAAAACCCUAGCCCAUAAAACUUCUUAGCAGCUGGCCUUGAAGUAUGAAUAGAUUGCCCGUGAAGAGUGCAUUGCUCCGUUGCGUAACUGAGCGCGUGUUAUUUGCAAGUUUCUUCUCGACGUGGAGCCUGUGGACGUAGUGAAUUAAUAUCUCGUUCUUAAGCUAAUGGCAUUCGUUUAACAUGAUCCUACCACUGAUUGUUUGGUUAUAGUGAACAGUGAUGUUCAUUGGCUUGUUUCGAAUUUCCGAUCUUCGUGUCACUAUAUAAAAAAAUUUAAGAAAUUUUAUUCAUUCUAAAAUAGAAUUCUUUCUAAUAAGCUGUUUGACUAUAGUUAUAGUGAUGUAACGAUGAAGUCACGAUGAAUAUACAAUUUUGUAAGAGACAGGCGUCUUCCUGUUGAUAAUCUUGAUUUAAAAAUCUCGAGAGACGGAAAUCUCGAGUGAAAUGGUUUAUCCACGUGUUGCAACGUAUCUAACAUUGCUAUCGCAUAAUUCGGGUGCGCCAUUGUCGAGAUUAAAAAUUUUACAGCAAAUUUCGAGCGAUAAUGGUGUACCGAUAGCGGUAAAAUAACGGCAUAUAAACAAUGCUCGCGUAUCAUUCGGUUUAGGAACUUACUCGUUCAACCACUGAGAUCGUCAUACAAUCAUAGACUUCCUGUUAAGAUGCGUACUUGAUUACAUGUGUAUUUUUGCAUGCCUCGUUCUCUAACUACUAUAAAGAGUAUUUUAUUCUAGAUAUUUUAUACAUUUUUACACGUUUUCUGCGUUCACAUUUUUGAAUAUUUAAAUUUUCCAUUAGUGUAUAAACAUUCACAUAGCAUUUCGACAAAAAGUAUACGUUGCAUCGGAGUUUCUAAAUAAGAUAAUAAGUAUAUUUAAAAAUAGAUGACAAGUAACGUCCUGGACCUAAAUUUUACUGAACCAAGGUGUUUAAUGUUUGUUAUAGUAAUAUCUGAGUCAUAUACGCCAAUAGUAAUACAUUUUUAAAAAAGAUUGUAUACUUUAUUGAGCGCUAAAGUUAUUCAUUCCAUGGCGUGUGAGUCAGCAGUGAUCCACGAUAGUUACAAAAGCUAGAUGAACGAGAAUAUUCUUGUGUAGAUUACUGAAGCAAGAUAGGUCUAAAAGAAAGUAAAAGUGCAAACGAUUCGUUCAAUAUGUUAUUUAUUUUUAAUUUAACUAAAAUACGAAUUAUCUUUCUGACAACAAUCUUUAUACAGAACAAAUAGCAACCAUUGAUACAAUAUUCAUUUCAGUGUAGCGUUUAAUUUUCCUGCACAAUCCUUUCAAAUCUGUUGAGAAACAUCAUGAUCGAAGUUCCGUUUCUUCGACUUAAUCGUAUUUUCGUUCCUUUCUUCUCUCGCAAAAACUAUUCUUUUGAUGCAACAUCGAACUUUCUAAAAUUAAAAAUCUGUUAAACGAAAGAAGAAAGACCGUGAUCGCAAUAAAGUCAAACGAAAAUUAAAAAUACGCAAUAUACGUAGAAAGUACGUAAGAUAGAGACAUAAGGUAGAGAACAAAAGAAUUGUAACUCUUUAAAAUGCACCACGAUAUCUCGAGAAAGAAGAUAUCAUACGCAAAAAGAGUAUUAUCGUAUUAUUGCGCCGUUCGUAGAUCGUAGGAGUGUUUUGAAAGAUUCCGAGCUGAAACACAUCCGCGUCUUAUUUUCGCUGCGUCGAUCCACACAAAGGAUGCGGGAAUGCCAGGCACAUGUUUCCGGGUCCUGGUUAUGAGCCGCUGGCAUAAGCUACGAACACGCUACGCAAAACGCCCACACACGCACACGCGAGUCGGUCGUUGGCCUCUGCACACCACACAUCUAGGAUAUAUAUUUGGCUCGGAUACCUGUAACGAUACACAGCUUGCUAUAUUUGGAGUAACGUUCAAGGCACACAGGUUAAUCCUCGCAGCAUGCAGCAAGCACUUUCAAGAGCUCUUCGAAGGAAUGCCUCCUUCUCCCGCGGGACUGAUCGUUAUUCUCGACGGGACGAGUGCCCACAAUAUGGCGUCCCUUCUCGAAUUCAUGUACCGUGGAGAGGUCCACGUGUCCCAGGAAUCCCUCAGCUCUUUCCUCAAAGCAGCCGAAUGCCUUCAAGUAAAGGGUCUGUCCAUCGAGCACGAGAAAUUGGCAGUAGCGCAGAGGCACGCUGCGGAGAACAAUAGCUCAUCGACGGACGCCGGGGAUGGCGGAGGUGCUAGCAAUGGCGGUGGUAGCAGCGGUAGCGGCGACAACGGAAGCGGGAACGUGAGCGGAAGCGUCAGUGGAAAUGGUAACGCAGCUGGUGGUGCCAGCGGCGUCGGUGGAGGAGUUGGCGAAGUGAGCGACAUGAGCGAAGCGGGUGAAGCAACUAUGGUGAGAAACACCAUGAAGAGGACCCCCACACCGGUACCUUCGCCUGCCCCUGCUUACACCGUGCCCAGCCUCUAUUCCACUACCUCUCACUAUUACGAAAGUCCGCCGAAAAGGCUGAUGAGAUCGCCCAGCGACGUCGAUACCUUGGGAAGGGCGAGCGUGUUGCGCGAUGGCACUGCCUUCCGGCCCGCAUCAGCGCCACAUCCGCUUCUCCUGGAGAACCACUUCUACCAGCCGUUCAUCUACCCUUCAGAAACGCCCGCACAUCCCCACACCGCACCUCACACACCGACAGAAUUGGAACAAGAAUUAGAACGAGCGAGGUCCGAGGAGCGUAGCAAUUGCGAUCUCAAGGAAAGCGUAGCCGAAGAUCUUCGAAUAAAGCAAGAACCAGUGGCGAUGACCGAUCGGGAAAGGGCAGAAAAAUUGGCAGAAAGAUUGUCAGGCGAAGUUUAUUCCGGGGGAAGGGGGUUCGAUGGUGGUCAUUACGGUUCAAAUUCGGACCACAUUCAACACGGGGGACAAGUUGGCCACGCCAUAGUUCCCCUGCCGCCCGCUCAUCCGCCGACUCCUGAUCUCAGUCCUGCACCCACCACUCCUGCUAUGUGGAAUACGAAAAUUAACAAGGCUGGUACUGUCUCCACUCCCGAUGGCAAGAAACUGAAGUGUCCAUACUGCGAGAAGCUGUACGGCUACGAGACGAAUCUGCGAGCCCACAUACGGCAGCGUCACCAGGGUAUCAGGGUGCCGUGUCCGUUCUGCUCGCGGACGUUCACGCGGAACAACACCGUCAGACGACACAUUGCACGGGAGCACAAGGCCGAGCUGAAUCUGAAGUCCUUCCAACAAACAAACCACUCGAUGUCAGACACGGUGCCGCAGUAACGGCGUCCUCGUUGUCAUCGUCGUCAUCGUCGUCGUCGUCUUCGUCGUUGCCAUCGUGGUUGUCGCUGUCAUCGUCGCGAUGACAUCGAAGACAGCCCUGUGGCUACUCGAGUUACCUGCGAGUGGCACGAAACGGAAAUACCACGAAUGCUGGAACGAGGAAGAAGCAACGAGGGCGAAAGUCUGUCCACCUUUUCCCUCGACCAACGGCGGUCAACGCCAUCCCCAUCCCAUGUAGCAUCCGAGUGGCGCUCGGGACUAAACAUUUCCUCCGUGGCGAAAUCGCCACGCUGCGAUUGACAGCGUUGCGCCGGAAGUCAACCGACGCUUUGACAGCGACGUCGACAAAGGAACUGUCCCGCUGUGUCUCGUCUCGGCGAUUCUAAUAGUUGUCAAUUACACCAGUCGUGUUUUCGGCUGAGCGAUUCACCGGCCGAAAGCGUCUCGAGAGCGUCACUAUGAAAGAGCAACCGCCGGAACACAAAGAAUCGAGCUGAAGAAUUAGAUAAAUUUACCGCUUAUGCAGAUGGUUCGACGUGGCGUUCGACUUACUUGAUCGCAUCAAACAAUCACUCACACAUACUCGAAGGCUCAAUGGAUGCUGGACUUUCAAAAGAUUCUUCGUGUUUUGGGUUACCACUACUUUGAAUAUUCACGUUGCUCUAACGAUUGCACGCUCUUGGUACGCUUUUGCGGAUACGAAUUGCGUUUCUCGGAAUAAAUUGUGGAGGAUGGACGUGGCGUGAACUUGGAUGCGACAGAGGUUGUUGACCAGAUGUAGUAGAAAAAAUUGUCGCGCUAAUCGGAUCAUAAAAAAGGUUAGCAUUGGAAGAGAGGGAAGAUGAAAGAAGGUAAAGGAAGAUAAAGGAAGAUAGAAGAAGGUAGAAGAGUGAAGCUUGGAAAAACGUCGACGUCCGAUUACUCGCGUAUCUCGCACAAAGGUACGAGUGGGAUGAUUAGGGGUGGGAUUGAGGGAGAUGAAAGCUCGUCGCGCCUCGGACACGCUCGCGAAAUAACGCUGGAUAAUCACAAAACUAGUCAAUAAAAGUGCAACGUCGAGUAAGAGUUAUUAACUAUAAAAGAGAAAGUUGAAGAAAAACAGUUUUUAAAAGAGCGCGAUAAAAGAUAGGGAAGUUAGAGACAAGCGUAACGCCGAAAGAUCGAAACCGAAGAAAAGACGCGAAUAGUUGAAAGCAUGUUGAAACGCAGAUUCACAAUGUCAAGAGAGAUUAAGCGAGUAAAUUACGAGGAAGAUGAAUAAAAAAAAAGACGCAUAUCUCAGGUGAAUCGUACUACCGUAAGCCAGUAGUUCUCGAUUUAUUUUAUUAUCUUUUUCGCCCUUCUGCUUUGUGGUUUACAUAUACAUAUAUAUGUAUUUAUACAAUUCUUCACCAUAUUUUUUCGACGACUCCUCGCGUGAACGAUCAGGAUCGUUUUAAGGAGUCGUACGAAUACCGAUUAAUAUAUAUAGUAUAAAUAUAAAUAUACCGAACAUAUAAAUGAAAACGGUGCAAGCGCUGUUACGAGAAAUAGGUUUAAAUGAAUGAAGCGUCUACUUACUGCCGCUACUUUAUUUUAUUCGAUAGUUACGAUCAUGUUACCGAUGGAUUAUUAAGAAUUAUCGAACUGAUUACCAAAUCACAAUGCAUUGAAACGCUGUUAUUAUAUAUUGAUACUUUUACCGAUUCUACCGCGGAGAAAUAACACUGGUACUAUUAUUGCUGUUGAUGUCGAGAGCCUAGGGUCAAGACACGGGUGAUAUCCGUACAUAAUUCAACACUUUACAACUUAAACACGUACGCGUUAGUGCCAAACAAACUGAGAACACAAAGAAAGGAAACAUAGAAAUUAAAUCGCAUUUUCUCGAUCAUACAUUUUUCUACUCAGGAUAGGUAAUCGAAUUUCUAUUAUUUUUUUACGCAUCUCCACACACGAGACGGUAACAUAGAGACGACGAACGACAUACACUUUAUCCGUGAAAAAAGCACACAUAUCCGGAAAAGAGAGAUAGAGUGGUGCAGAUUUUUCUUGUAAAACCAACACUGACGCAUACCAUCUUCUCCACUUUUAUGUUUUUCUUCUCUUCUUUUUAUAUAGAUAUACCGUCGUUUUAUAAAGAAUUUAUGAGAUUAUUAACUACAAUGAUAAAGAAUGGACAGGUUGUCGAGUUACCAUAUUAUUAAAUAUAUCAUGUAGGCCACGUGUGUAGAUUCUUCUUGGUGAAUGCGUGCAAAGCGGAGGUUCGUAUCGCGCGAGAAAAUAAGCAAUAAUCGUUAAGAUACAUAGAGAAGAACUGAUCUUUCCUUUUUGUAAGAAUGUUGUUUUUUUAUAUCUCUCUAAACGCACUGUAUAUAUAACCAAGGGACGCCUGUUCUUAAACGUUAUUAUACACGAACAGGAGUUUCCUGGUGAAAAAUCAGGGCGUUCCACGUGCUACGUAUUACGAUACGAGAUCCAAGAUUUUUUAGCGAGUACGUUUAUAUUUACCUGAUCGAUGAAGAAUCACGAAGCAAUCGCAUUCGCUUGGAAAGAUCUCAAACGUGACGCGUUGUACGUCACGAAGAACAAUCACUACCACUUUGUUACCUGUUUACAAUGUUUAAAUAGCGGACUUUUGUCCGAAGCAAUAGUCGAGGAUAAUAUAUAAUAGGUGAUAUAAUUAUGAAACCAAUAGACCAGGACGAACAAGAAAGCAUAGGGAAUAAUUGCUUAGAUACCGGUUGUAUAGAAUGUGAUCAAUGCAAUAGUUUAUUAUUAACGAUUUAACCUAUAAAUAGAUAUAUAGAUACUCCUAGUCAGGAUAGCACCACAAUAUUACUUGUUGCAGUAUUUCACACGUUUAUAUUACAGACUUCUAUCUUCUCUCUUUUUAUUCUUUCUCCACUAUUACGAACUCCCAGCCGUUCUUUUUUCUCCCUUUUUAUUAUUAUUAUUAUUAUUCGUUUAUCAUCGUUUUCUUCAUAUCCGUCAGUAUCUUGUCUUUUCUCUCGCUCAUCUCUUUUUCUCCUAUUUUUAUUUGUUUGUUACGUUACAGAGGAAAAUCAGAGUUUAACGAGAGUUAUCUCACAACGAUAUGCCUAUCUUCUUAAGAUAUCAAAGACAAUAGUUAAUAGGGGAUUAUUUAGUAUUUAAAUGGUCGUAAAAGGUUUAGAAUAUAUUAGUAAAAGGAAACUAUUUGUUUCGUUUCCGUUUUCGUUGUCUCGUUCUUUCCCGUAUUUUCUUGUUCGCGUUGCAUGUGUUCUUUUUACGUUUCUACAUUCUCUGCAUAAUUCUCUCUUUUUUUUUUUACGUUUUUCUUAUUUUCUUAAAUACGAUAUCAAAUCGCGAACCGGAUUGUUCGCGUAUUCUGCCAAAUGACGAUACGUAUGACAGUACUACCUCAUCGUUUUUUAUAAGAAUGCAUACAAAACACAGGGAACAUUGAGAGACCACUGAUAGAAUAACAUCUGUACAUUCCGUACAGCCGCCACUACUCGUCCGGUUAAUGUCGGGAUUAUUCUCCUGCUGUUAUACCCUGAGAGACAGGGUACGAGCGUGAAUCUUGAAGCUCUUCAUCGAAAUUCCAUGCAAUAUUAAUAUUUAUUUUCCAAACAUGCUGUCAUUCAACACAUACGAAGAAUAUAAUGAGUUAUAAUUUCUGUUUUUCAACGAAACAAUUUUCUGACAACUAAUCUCAAUAUUAUUGAAAUUGUUGUAUAUUUGGUUUUUCGAAUUCAAUGUGUAUCAUUAUAUCGGGAUAUUUGAAAAAACAGCGUUCAGUGCUGCAACAUUAGUUAUACAUUUGGUUUCAUACAAAAGGAUUUAUUAAUUACCUUAGGAAGAUUAUAUUCAUUUACAAUUAUAUCAUCAGAGAAAAUACUUUGCGAAUCAGAAAUUUAAAAAGACGAACUUGUCACAUUUUCUUCGCGCGAUCUUGGCGUUGUAAUCGUUCGUAGAAUUUGUGAAAGAUCGUUUUCGUUCUAGCAUUUGCAGAUCGUACAAACGACGUCUCCUCCGAACUUUCAAACAAUUUCAUUUUAUAGACAUUAGUUUAACGCAAGUGCCGUAGUAGCAAAGGAAUUUCUGAUAGACGAAAAGCUUCAAGGAUCGCAAGCACACGUGAUAUAUAAGCUCUACAUACGAUUAUAUAGUAGAUCAGUUUUUUUACGAAGUUGCAUUAUCGCAUACGUACACAACUGUAUAUGUAAUAACUUACCAUUAUCUAAUAACUUUCCACUAUAUAAGCACAGUGAGGCACGUGAAUGUGAGUACGCGCGUGUGUGUGCGUGCGUGAGCGCGAGAGACUGCGUGACAAUUUAUAAAUAAAGAAACGCGGCGAUUUCAUCGUUUGGCAAGCGAAGUCUGGUUCCUCGGACCGAUCACGAUUUUUCAGUCAGAGAAAUGCGAAAAAGAAAAAGAAAGAAGAACGAAAUCAGGUGGAAAACAAAGGAAACAAACGAAAGUAUUGUUUCAUCAUGAACAAAACGAAAAACAUGUGAACUGAAAAAAGAUAUCGCGAGUGUGCAGUGCACAGGUUUAAUUAGCGAGAGCGAAGAAGUUUUCAAUAAAUGGGGUUAAAAUGGAGAAAAUCCAAGUGAAAAUAUCAAAUCAGCGAAAAGUGUUUCGAGUGCACGCGUGCUUGUUUCGUCGACGAAUUUCGCGGAUCAUGUUUUCCGAUAAUCUCGAAGGGGUUGAUAACAAAAAAAUAAAAAAAAAAAAAAAAAAAAAAAUUCUAAGAAAGAAACUCGAAAGCUGACGAACGAAAAGAGCAUAAAUGGAAAUUGAAAAGGAAAAACCAUACGAGACGUUUUUAGGAGGGCAAAUUAUUUAGAUCCGGACGCGAAGGUGAUAACCGAUGUUCUUUUAGGGCUGACUAAAGGGUGAAUUUUCUCGAGGAUGGGGCUAUAAAAACAUUUUAGACGACGUGAAAAUUAAUCAUAGAGGGUGGACGAGGGGGCCUCAAAGCAAAAAGCAAAAAAACAAAGACGCUGCGAGAAGGGGGAUUAUUCAAAAGUGUUAUGUGUCGUUUACGUAUGUGAUAGGAACAUACACACACGCGCACACACAUCUACACUGCACGUACAUACACGUUUAUGUACGAAACAGAAAAAUACACACAGAACGUACACGGGAUACGUCGCAAAAUGAUCGAUUUGCAUAUAUGCGCACGAGUGUAAAUAAUUUUGGUACGCAUACGUACUUUGGUUAAAUUUUAUUUCCUUUGUCUCUUCUUUUGUUUUCUUUUAAAUUAAGCCGGAAAGAUGUAUACACGUUUUCUUUUCUUUUCUUCUUCUUCUUUUUCUUUUUUUUUUUUUUUUUUUUUUUAAACUUUUCUCGGCUACUCUGCCAAGUAGAAACGAACGAAGCGAAAGAUCGGGAGUAAUGUUAAGAUCGUACAAACUUUAGUAUUAAGUUUACACUUUUCUUAAGCGAUUCCCUUCAUUUUUAUUUCAUCUAAUAUCGUUCCCUAUUAUUUUUCUUUGUUUUCGUUCUCUUUUAGGUAAUUUUGGGGUGAUGUUCGUAACGAAAAUUCGGGCGUUUAGGAUAAUGCGUUUAUGUUCACAGUUGCGAAUGUUUAAGAGGUUUGGGGCUAAAAGGCCAUGUUCUUUUUUGUUGCUUCGUCGUUAGCUGUUACGAAUUUGCUUACGUAAAAACACGCGUGUACAAUGUAUAUACAGGUGUAUAUAUACGAAGUUAAUGAAUCGAGUAACGAGUGACGAGCAAUCGAUCGUGUUUGGGCAGGGGAUGGAAACGAAAGUGAAAGAUCGCUGGAUCUGAAACAGAUUAAACUUACACCCGUGUUUUGCUAUUCGUCGAAUUAUGAAUCGCGUAGAAUUCUUUUCCAUAUCCGUAAUUCUCCUGUGCUCGAAUUGCUUCUUCUUUUCUGUUUCGUACUCGAUCGCUUUGCAAAUGUCCUUUGUCAUAAUUUCUUUCGUAAGUAAAAAGCUUUUCAAUCUCAAGGAAAAAGAAACGAGAUUCAAAAGUCGCAUAUUUUCAAAUUUAUUUUUACACAUGUUUUUUAUCUUUCUAAUGUUAUUUUCGAUAACGAAGUUUCUCGAUCGUUUUGAAGAUUACGAAAUUAUAUUGGAAAUGUUACUUGAAAUCAAUUCACGAUUCACAAGAGUAGCUUUCAAUGUCCCCUUUUUCCGCGUAAAGUUCCGCGCUGCCUGACCGUAUCCCAGUGUGAUUGGAAACACAUAAACACGCACACACGAACACGUGUAUACAAGCACAAACACACAUAGGCACGCGCAUAUAGGAGGGCCGCGGUAUCGUGCGUACGCUUAGCGUGCAUAUAUCCACGUUGCGAAGCCACGCGCCAGCGUACGCACACGUAUGUACCAUUAUUGUAUCACGGCGUAGGAUAAAAUGUUGCAUGUUGUUUCUAUAAUAUGUGUUUUACGGAUUGAAAAUCCUUUAAUAGAUGUCGUGUGUGACACAGCUUGGCGAGGCGAGCUUUACACCGCGGGUCGACCGAAUCGUUUUGAAUUUCCCGCGUGAAUCACGAGCGUCGCGGAGAAGGAAGAAAAAGAAAUUAGAAAAACAAGGGUAGUGACUUAAAAAGGGGUAGAAAGGCGUUAGACAGCAGAGAGUUCGAUGAAAGACUCUUGAGUUUCAAGGAAAGACAGAAAAUUAGGUUGAUAAUCGGGUAGGGAUCGCUAAAAAAAUCGGUACGAAGUCGGCGAAAAGUAAAGGAACUAGGAAUAAACCUCGUUUAAAGGACGCUCGACACCCGCGACCGAGACUCGCGGUGUAAGCGGGCUUUCCACGAUUUAAAAAACGUAAAAUGAAAAAAAUAUAUGAGUAAAAAAAGAGAUGCUAAUCCUUCGUCACUGAUGUUUGGCAACUGAGAUCGCGUGGGUGGGCAGGUACAGUUGUCGAGGGUAGAAUAAGAACAUUGGCAGAGGCGAACGAAAAACAAGGGGAGGGGGAAUGAAAGGGUGACGGCAGAAAGACUGUCACCGUGGAAAAUAAUUAUGGAUCGACGGAGAUUGUUGCAUGCUCGCGGUGAAAAACGAAGGAGGAUAAGGGUCGAUGUUGUCGCUGCACCUGGGCUGCGCGUGCACUGUCUACUUAUACUAUACCGUUUGAUCGUUGUAUAGUAUAAAAAAGAAAAAAGAAAAAAAAUACAGUAAUAGUACUAUACCAUAGUUGAUAAUGAUUGCAUAGUACAUGUAUCACGCACGCAUAAGCAUAUUUAAACGUGACGAAAAAGUAUAAAAAAAAAAAAACAUAACAUUAAUAAGAACGUAAGGAACGUACAUUACGUAACGAACUUACAUCUUCUUUUUCUUUUGGCGGCAAGAUCGAAUUAAUCGAUUGACGAUUAUUACGAUUACGAUUAUAAUAUUGUAAAACUGUAGGGCUGAUAUUGUCGCGCAGCGGGGCUUCGAUUUCGGUGGCGUGCGAUCCUCGAACGGGGAUAAACGUUUGAGCGGUCGCGACUUAUAGUACAAAAUAAACUGUAAUGCGUUAAGGGGUAUAAAUGAAGUAAUCGAUGGAAAAACGCGAUGAUGAAAUAGAUGACGAUCGCAGAUUUUUGUAAACUUACUAUACACGAUGUAUUAAAAGAAAUGAUCGCAAUUACGAUACUGAUCGACGAUGACGACGACGAUAAAGAUGAUGAUGAUGAUGAUGAUGAUGAUGGGUUUUAUAUAAUAUAGUUGAAUUUGAACGGCUAAAGAGACGGGCAUCGGUAGAACGGUCAAGGGUUCGAUGAACGCGAUUUAAUUAAGCUCAUAACACUGCAUUUCUCGAUCUCGCCGUUUAUUAUACCGAAUGUUGUAUACAGAUUGGAUGAGGAGGCGUAUAAUCUUGUUCGAUGGAUCGUGAUUGAUCGUUGAUCGAUAAAAGUCGUCGAUAUACAGUUUUUAACAUUUCUUCUUUCUUCGAGAUCUGAUGAAAUUGAGCGAAGCAACGUCAUUGCGAUUUCCAAGCACGGUAUGCUAUACGAUUUGUCAGGUUUUUAUUUCCGAAUGAUGCGAUAGACCGAUUGUCUCUGCUCUGCUAUUAAGAAUAUAAAACUACCGUAUUUGUUUCUUUUUCUUUUUUUGCAUCGCUAUUACAUUACAAAAUCGCAACGACGUCACCUGGCUCGUUUGCAGCAAAUCUAAUAAUAAUGAAAUAUCAUGUUACGAUAGCUAAGUUACAAGAAGAAUCGGCGAAGUUUAAUCUAUGCAACGAGACGCAUUAUCCACUCGACGAGAUAUCGAUAUUUCUGUGAUACGCAGGAAAGGAAGGAGGACACGUUUACUUUAAGCAGCGAACGUGCCGGAAGUUUAAAUACCCAUUACAUAUCAGUUUCAGGGAGAUCGAUCGCCCAUUACUUUAACUAUACUUGUCCCGUUUCAUGUGAUCCUCGUGAAUCCUCUUUCCUUUAUCUGGAAUUACAGAAGAACUGAUUGUUCACCGACUGUUCCAUGUGAUCGUACUUUAUACCAAAUAGCUCGCAAUAGUUAAUAUUAUAGUUACAGAGUUGUUGAGAUUGUUUUACUACAGACUGCUGUGUUUGCAGCCGACUUUAUAUGUUUCUUAAUCGUUCAAAGACGAUAUAAGAACGACUUAAACCCAGAGAAUAGAUAAGAACGAUAUAAAUACAAAUAUUUGCGAUUGAUACGUAGAAAAUAGGUUCGAAUGCUUGUUAUGUACGAGUGUUAAUAGCAGAAAGGAUGAAAAGACUGGUGAAACUCGUCACUGCCACUAAGUAAUCGAAUCCUUCCGUGAUCGGUUCGCCGAUGCAAGCUCUGCCGUUCAUCACAGUAACAGAACACAAUACUUCGUCAUACACACUAGUACAAAUGCUACCUCACACAAGAUAUACAGGGUGCAGAAGAAAGCAAAAGAGCGAGAAAAAAAAAGAAAUGAAUAGAAGCUUAAAAUAAAUCUCUGUACAUAAAAGAUGACACAAUUUAAAAGGAAAAAGAAAACGGUAUUUUGCGAUAGAAUCAAACGUCCCAGAGGUGUCGAUGAUCGGCAUACGGUCCGACGUAUUCUAAAGAAAACGACGAUGGCAAGAAAAGAAAAGAAACAAAUUGUAGUAAAAAAAAAAAAAAAAAAAAAAAGAAAAAAGAAAAAAAAUAAGAAAGAUGGGAAAACACAGACGAUAGUUAAACAGAGAUCAGAAUAAAAAAAAAAUUCGAAACGGGUUCGAUGUCGUUGAUCGAAACGACACGACUCGUACUCCACGGUGUCCUUUUCUCAGGAAUAAUGAAAACCAAGUACAAACUACAAAGUAUAAUAGUCGAUAAGAUUAACAUAAAUCAAUAAUCAAGCGAUGCAAUAGUCGAGUGUAUAGUAGGGAUCGAUCCGGUGUAACUUGUACGCCGUUUCUCUUUGUCUCUUUCUCGCUCGUCCCUCCUUGCUAUCUCAUUUUUCCCCUUUUCUCUCUGUCUUUCGUCAGAAAGAAACUAACUUGUUGUUAACGAUAACCGCCGCCGCGAAUCAUUAAAAUAUGAAACGUGUUUCGCGUACGACGACGCUACGUUACUUAUGGCACCGUGUGUUAAUUACGCAUACAAAAGAUUAAUUAAGUGCUCGAACGACCAGUUUCCUCUUCAUUCUCACGUAUCUUGCUCGUUCUUUCUGCUCUCUGUUAAACAGCGGCCAUGCUCGUUAGAGCCGUUUUCGCUUCCGUUCGCCGUUUCAUUCAUUAUGAGCGAACAAAGAGCAGAAACAGCACUUUAUGAUAGCGAUAUCAUUGCGCUAACAAAGAGGAAGAUACGUUUGUGAGAGAGGAAACAAGUGUCGCUUAAAUAAUGAGCCAAUUAACGCGGGAAUUACGUAUCGUAACGACGAUUCCGCGUUAAAGGAGCGACGAACGUUGCUCGUUCGCCGCGUACUUCUUUCGAUUCACGAAUUUGUUAAUUGUUUUAAUCUCUUUAUCCUUAUCGAGCGCUGCUGAACAAUUUCCUUCGAUGAUCCAUCUCCAUCCAACACUUCUCAUCGCGAUGCAAUUAUUCGUCUAAGGUUAGGUUCAUCGGACGCGUCAGACUUUAUUCCUUAAUCUUUUUUGAAUUUCGCGCCACGGCACAUUCCACCGUGGUUAUAAGUGUUCUUGUUAAGAUGUGUUCGUUCUUUGUUGACCGUUUUGUUACGUGGUGUUUCUCUGCCGGUCGGAUGUUCCCUUACCGAACAUUUUUUUUUUUUUUUUCAUUUUCGGUGCCUUUUCUUUCUCCUUGUCUAUUUUAAGGAAGCGGAACGUACAUUUCGUACGAACUUUCAUGAUAAUGAAACAUUUCUUCUUUUAUUCCGUUUCGAUCUUCAUCUCACCGGACAUUCGGUUUAAGCGUUCUGCUUACCAUCUCGUAUAGAACUCUCCUAUUUUGUUCAUCUUUGCAAGAUCUUUUCGAAAAAAUUUUUAAUUGGAUUCUAUCCCUAAGUUUUAUAUUUUGCAUACGACUUUAUCGUUCUUCGUCUUUUCGGAAACAUCUUUCUUUAUAAUAAAGAAGAAGCAAAAGAUCGAUUAUACAAGUAAACAAAUGCGAACAUUCGUCCGGUUGCAUUUUAUUCUCAAACGCUAUUGUCUACAACAUGGUUCAGUUUCGUUCCUCAAAGAAAUCUCUUUUUAAUUUCCACUUCCCAUCGUCGUCCUCCUAAUAUCUUCUUCACCACCAAGUAAUAGACCUGCCCCUUUCGUCUUACGUUGGGAAUUUCGUUAUACUCGGAAGAAACGGACAAACCAUCAUCUCAAUUCUCGUGCAUCUAUGACAUAAUCUUUCUACUGAUAAUAAUAAUAGUAAUAAUAAUAAUAGUAGGUGUAUACGAAACCGUUUCUACCUCAAUGAAACAAACGUACACGUAUAUAUAGCUAACACGUACACGCAUAAGCUCGUACAUACAGACGCAUAUACACUCGCACAAUGUGUACAUACACACACACACACGCACACACGCACAUACACACAUACAUAUACACACACACAAAAUAUAUUUACGGUACGCAUAGACGAUCACGUUAAUUACAAAUAACGUUCGUACAAUUGUGUGUCGCUUACGGUUCCUUCUCGGUUUUUCUUUCUCAUGUGUCCCAUUGAGAGAAGUAUUAUUUUUCUACGCGACGCUCGGCGUAAUACCGUGCGUUUCAUUUUUUUGUAUCAUACAGAGGAAACGAAAAAUGAAAAAGAAAUAUGGAAGAGCAUGUAAAAGAAAACAAAAUCAGAAAACCGCAACAAAAUCGGAUAUACGUAAAAGUAAUAAUUAUAUUGUAUGAUAUAAGAGAGAUUUAACGAUUACGAUGAUGAUGAUGAUGAUGAUGAUGAUGAUGAUGAUGAUAAUGAUGAUGAUGAUGAAGAAGAACUAUAGCUGCCGCGAAUAAAUAUAUCGGAUAAUAGCACUGUCCUCCGUUCUUCCACCUUUUCUCCACCCCUUUUCUCCUUUUCGAAACUGCCUCCUCAAACAUACCAUCCUCCUGCUCCCGCCCCCAUCAACUCCCCAAACCUAAUCUAACCCAAUCUUUCCAUCCUAUCCUCCCUUCAGACGACCGAGUUUAUGUAAAUAACAUCCGUUUAUAUUUAUUUAUUUAUGUUUCUAUGCGCUGGACGCGUCUAAGUUACACGCAAUUUCAAAUUAAUCAAUAACUAUUCCUAUUGAUAGAACGAAAGAGAGUACACUGAUUUUUUCAAUAUAAAUAUAAAAUGGUAUAUAUAUAUAAAUAUAUAAAUAUAUAAAUAGAUAGAGUAUAUUAUAUGUAAUAUUAAGAAGGUACUUGUUUAGAUCAUAAGCGUGCCCCAAACUCGUCGCCCCGCGAUGCGACAUUGCAAGUCGAAGACAAAAGAUGAAAAAUAUAAAUUAAAAAUGGAAUAUUAUAUAUUAUAUAUAUAUAAAUAUACAUACAUACACGGACACACACAGACAUAUAUAGAGACAGACAGACAGGAACAUAGGAACAUACACAGACACGCAUAUACGAAGAAGAGGACGAAAAAAAAGAAGAUGCGAAGAAACGACGAAAGAAUUAAUAGAAUAAACGCGAUUUGUAAAUCGCUGAAUCACGCGGUGCACGCCAUAUUCGAGUUUCUCCUCUUCUUGUUCGCGAGCGAAAUUUCGACUUAACGUCGACUAGUUUAGGAGAUAAACGAGGAUCGACGAUGUCGAGGGGAUGUACUCUGGGCAUUUCCGCUUUAAGAACGCUAGGGAAUAUAAAACUCGAAGAUAAGAAGCGUCGGAAGAUUAUUUGAAGGUUCGAUCGAUAGCCAAUUAUUUUAUUUCGCAUUAAUGUUUCCCAGUAUUGUCUAUAUAUUUCAGUUUCCUUUUUAACGAAAAUUCGAUUGAUCGAUCGUUCCUUUGGAAAGAAAACGGGAACAGUGAUGCUUUAUUUCAAUUUUUUUUGUUUACAUAUAAUUUUACAGAAGAGUUCAAAGGAGCAGCGUAUGGAACGACGCUUCUAUCGUAGUAGUUUUACGUUCCGCGAUGAAGAUGAAAAUUCUCGUCGUCUCGACAUCGAUCGCGUAUUCAAUAUACGUAAUCAUCGGUCCGCGCGUUCUCUUCGUCGGCAUCGAUUCGGCAGAAACGACCGUUCUUGUUGUGUAUUUUAUCUCGAAAGAAUAGAGGAAGAUCGUGGCUUGCACCGCAGAUCGUACACGGUGGUUACCAAUUUUGUUUUUAAGUUGAAAGAUUAAGUUUUGCGUUACGAUUAUGAGGGAAAUGCGAGGAAGGUGCGUGGUGGAUACGAGAAGGAACGCGAAGAAUACGUAAUGAAAGAGUGUACGAGAGGAGGCGGCAAAAUGGCAGAUGCCUCCAGCGUGAACGGAGCGCGCAAACCGUAGUUGCGUUUUUCGUGUAUGCAAAAUCAUACUUUUGCAUUCUAUUUACAGAAUUAUUUUAUUUAUACGGGAAACAGUGCGCCUGUGUGCGAAUGCGUGCGUGACGAUGCGUGAAUGUGCUUCGGCACGUGUUAAAAAUUCAUUUCUAGCAUAAGCCGAAUAUUCGAAAUGUUUUCAAAAUUGAUCCCUAUGAAACCGGUUCGAAAUGCAUUUUUAAUACGUCGAAGACGACUAGGUACGCCUUGAUACGAAUGUUAGGGAUAGUAUGCGAGUGAAAUGAUUGUUUGAGGAUGCGUGAACGGGAGAGAGAAAAGAAAAGGGAAAAAGGUGAUGAGAGAGAGAGAGAGAGAGAGAGAGAGAGAGAGAAGAGGCAUGGAAAUGGAAUAUAAACGAAGAACGAGUCGAAACUCUGCCAUCUCCAACGAUCCCGGACAGGAACUGGGUUGAAAUGAUGAUGAUUAUAAUCAUGAUUCAUUACGUGUUAUGGUAAAUUACUUUGGAUAGGCAAGCGUGGAGGGGAAAUAAAAAGUGAAAUGAAAUGACGAAUGAAAACGCGAAGUAUGGCGUUACGAUACAUUUUUCUUUUUAUUUUUCUUUUUUCUCCGAACGCGAACAGGGUGGCAGGGGUUUCUGCUACGCCGAGUUGAGUGUAACUCAUCCUCUUUUUUGUUUGUAUAAAAAUUAAUCGAAAUUUAAUUAGACUAUUAAUAACUGUUUAAUUACUGUGAAACAAGAAAACAUUAAUUAUAAAUUACAAAAAAUCUGA